Lepus europaeus (European hare) is the source of this 661-nucleotide messenger RNA. RefSeq names its product eukaryotic translation initiation factor 3 subunit M-like. The record is from RefSeq and is a predicted model, not a curated record. The transcript is spliced from 2 exons. Gene Ontology annotation, cellular component: eukaryotic translation initiation factor 3 complex. Lineage: Eukaryota; Metazoa; Chordata; Mammalia; Lagomorpha; Leporidae. The coding region runs from base 1 to 606 and encodes 201 amino acids. Gene Ontology annotation, biological process: cytoplasmic translational initiation.
AUGAACAAGGGUGUGGAAAAGUACUGGAUGUGCUUGAGGCCAUGGUCUCCCACGUGGGUGCACGUGGGUGCUUCCCAGGCUCGAGUUGAUGCCCACAGGUGUAUUGUACGAGCACUGAAAGACCCAAAUGCAUUUCUUUUUGACCAUCUUCUUACUUUGAAACCAGUGAAGUUUUUGGAAGGCGAGCUUAUUCAUGAUCUUUUAACCAUUUUUGUCAGUGCUAAAUUGGCAUCAUAUGUCAAGUUCUAUCAGAAUAAUAAAGACUUCAUUGAUUCACUUGGGCUAUUACACGAACAGAAUAUGGCAAAAAUGAGACUACUUACUUUUAUGGGAAUGGCAGUAGAAAACAAGGAAAUUUCUUUUGAUACAAUGCAGCAAGAACUGCAGAUUGGAGCUGAUGAUGUUGAAGCAUUUGUUAUUGAUGCGGUAAGAACUAAAAUGGUCUACUGCAAAAUUGAUCAGACUCAGAGAAAAGUAGUUGUCAGUCAUAGCACACAUCGGACAUUCGGAAAACAGCAGUGGCAACAACUGUAUGAUACACUCAAUGCCUGGAAACAAAACUUGAACAAAGUGAAAAACAGCCUUUUGAGUCUUUCUGAUACCUGAUUUUUUUAUGCAUAUAAUUUUGUUCUGUUGGGGGAGAAAACCUAAAUCAUAGUAA